Molecule: messenger RNA, 2447 nt
Organism: Chara braunii
Lineage: Eukaryota; Viridiplantae; Streptophyta; Charophyceae; Charales; Characeae
Source: the annotation of a GenBank genome assembly
GCGGAGUCCUAUGUGACUAAGAAUGAGAAGGCUGCGCUGACCGCUGAGCUAGCAGCCAUGACAGACCCAAUGGAACAAAGAGAGAGGGAAGACGAGCAAAAGUUAGCAUGGAAGUUGAGAAUGAAGAGGGAGAAGAAGAGGAGGAGAGAGGAAGUGAAUAAGAUGACCGCAGCAGUGCCAAGGGUGCAGGAGUGUAGAGCAGAGGUGCUGGCCCAGCCAAAUGAUAAGGCCAAGUGGGACAAGGUACUGGGCUAUCUAGAGCUGUUGAGCAAGGCCUGGAUGGAAGAGCGUCAGGCAAGUUGGCGCCAAGAUGUAGCCUUGAGUGCCAUGCGGUCAGGGUUUAGAGACUUUGCGCGCGAGAUCGCCACCCAUGUUGGGGGCGAAGUCAAACAAGUGAGAGACAAUGUCGGGAAGUUUUGUGAGGGCGCCAUUCAGGGUGCCAAAGCUGUAGCCGUCGCAAAGGGAGAGGCCACGCCCCGUAAGGACCCAGUGAAGCUUAAGUUUCCGGAUGCGUACGGGGGAAAGAAGGAAGAAAACUUUGACAACUGGAAAGCUUGUGUCAAUAGUUAUAUUUACUUGCAGUAUAUCUUGGUCGAGGAACAAGUCCUUGUGGCCUUCCAGGCCCUCAAAGAUGAAGCGGCUAGUUUUGCCAGGUCUCUUGCGCGUACAGCCGGUUGUGAAAACAACCUGGUUGCGUAUUCCAAAGUCACUCCUCUCUCCCAAUUCCUCAAGCUCCUCAAGGAGCGGUUCGCUGACCCAACGCGAGGCAUUAGAGCCUCUGAUAAGCUCCAAACGAUUCACUCUCGGCAGUGGAGGAGUGCCAAGGCACUCAAGGGUACUAUGGACGACUUGGUAGCCGUCCCGGACCACGGGGACCUGGAGAAGGGGAAGAAGUGGAAGAAUCGUACUAUCUCAGGCCAAGUAAAGGCCAAGGAUCACAUGAUCCUGACGUUAGAGGAAGGUGGUACUGAUGAGGUCCCGUAUGAUCAGAUUGAGUGGGGCCUUGAAGAUCAUGGCAGUAGUGUGGGGCAGGGGAAGUCUUACGCUGCUGUCGCGGCUGGAGGGAGGCCGCAAGGAGGAGGAGGAGGCCAGGGCCAAAGGGGCCAGGCCAUGGGAGGUCGAGGACCGGGCGCACAGGGGGUUGGCGGACAGGGAAACCGCCAAGCGGGAGCGUUCGCGCGAUUAGUAAGAAAGGAGCAGUUAGAGGAACAGGUCUUUGUGGUGUAUGUUAGACCUGUCACUGAGGGCCAAGAAAAUGAUAGUUCCGCAGAUCCAACAAUUGCCAAGCUGCUGGAAGAGUUCAAAGAUUUGACUGAGUCGCCAACAGGAGUAGUGUCGCGACCCAUCCAGCAUAGGAUAGAGAUAGAGCCUGGAAGUAGAACUUCUAAGGGUGCGGUCUACAGGAUGUCCCCUAGAGAGUUAGAGGAGCUUCGCAAAAAGUUAGACGAACUCCUUGAGAAGGGUUGGAUCAGGCCCAGUUCGUCUCCUUUUGGAGCACCMGUUUUGUUUGUCCCCAAGAAGGAAGGAGAGCUGAGAAUGUGUAUAGACUAUAGGGGAUUAAAUGCGAUCACCGUGAAGAAUGUUGAGCCGCUGCCCAGGAUAGACGAUCUUUUAGAUCGGGUGYAGGGUUGUAAGUAUUUCUCUAAGAUAGACUUAAAGUUCGGGUACCAUAAGAUAGAGGUUCAUCCUGGUGAUCAGUACAAGACUGCGUUUCGGGCUAGAUAUGGGCAUUAUGAGUUUAUAGUGAUGCCCUUUGGACUAACCAACGCGCCAGCUACUUUUCAGCGUUGCAUGAAUGACCUGUUUAGACCGUGGUUAGAUAAAUUUGUGGUAGUCUACUUAGAUGGUAUCCUAGUCUUUAGUAAGACCCUCCAGGAGCACCAGGGUCAUCUGAGGCAGGUCUUGGAAAAGCUUAGAGAGGCUAACUUCAAGAUCAAUGUGAAGAAGUGCGAGUGGGUCAAGACGCAAGUCUUGUACUUGGGCCACGUGUUGGACGGAGAUGGCAUUAAGCCAGAUGACAGCAAGAUAGCGGCGAUUAGAGAUUGCCCGACGCCCCGCACGUUGACAGAGUUGCGGUCGUUCCUAGGCCUAGCUAACUACUACAGGAAGUUCGUAAGGAACUUCUCCACUAUCGCCGCUCCCUUGCGUAGGUUGUUGAAGAAAGAGACAAUCUGGCAAUGGGAUAAAGACUGUACGUCUGCGCUAAAAAAGUUAAAGCGCGCGUUAAUAGAAUAUCCUGUCCUCAAAGUAGCGGAUCCGUCCUUACCAUUUGUCGUUACUACGGACGCAAGUCAGUAUGGGAUAGACGCCGUGCUGCAGCAAGACGACGGCAAUGGCUAUAGACCCGUAGAGUUCAUGUCAGCGAGGAUGCCCUGUGAGAAGGUCGCUACCUUCACAUAAGAGAGAGAACUCUACGCUCUCUGGCAGGCUUUAGACCAUUGGAAACA